UUUUCAGUACAGACAUAGUGUUUGUGUUUUUGUUGCAUACGAGGACUGACCCCAUCCUCCGAUAUUUCAUGUUUCUUGAGCGAAGAUUUCUCAUUUCAGUUCAGUUUCUGUUGUCUUAAAUCUCUGUUCUUACUCUCCACUUCCCAAUCCUUUUUUCAUCAAAAUCAUCUCUUCAAAGUUUUAAUUUCUGGGUUUUCUUAGUUACAUGGUUUUGAGCUGUUUUAAGGUUUUGUUAUUGAUGGGGUUGUUGGGUGCUGAGAAGGGUAAAGUGGUGGAGUCUUGGGAUGUGUGUAAAUCUAAGGGGAGGAAGAAGAAAAAGAAGAGUCAAGAGAAUGAGGGUGUUGUUGAAGAGAAAAAACCGGGGUGUUGGGUUGGGUUAGGGUUGUUUGGGAGCUGCAUUUCUUCAAGAUCCAAAGUUGAUAGCUCAAUCAGCGGCGCAAGUACUCAUUAUGCUGAAAGUAAAUCGACUAAUGACACGAGUAGAGGACAACCAACAGCUCCGGUAAUAUCUUCUACAACCACUAGUAUUGCAGAAAGCAAUUCCUCCACCUCUAAACUUGAAGAGGAGCUUAAAAUUGCUUCUAGGCUGCGAAAGUUCACUUUCAAUGAACUUAAGUUGGCAACAAGAAAUUUCCGGCCCGAGAGUUUUCUUGGCGAAGGUGGGUUUGGUUGUGUUUUCAAGGGUUGGAUUGAAGAAAAUGGAACUGCUGCAGUGAAACCAGGCACAGGGCUUACUGUCGCUGUAAAAACUCUUAACCAUGAUGGGCUUCAGGGUCAUAAAGAAUGGCUGGCUGAGGUAAAUUUUCUUGGCGAUCUUGUUCAUCAAAACCUUGUUAAACUCGUAGGUUACUGCAUUGAAGAUGAUCAAAGGCUGCUCGUGUAUGAGUUCAUGGCUCGGGGAAGCCUGGAAAAUCACUUAUUUAGGAGACCCUUACCUCUUCCAUGGUCCAUUCGGAUGAAAAUUGCACUAGGAGCUGCUAAGGGUCUCGCUUUUCUUCACGAAGAAGCUGAACGGCCAGUAAUUUAUAGGGAUUUUAAAACGUCAAAUAUACUAUUAGAUGCAGACUACAAUGCCAAGCUCUCGGACUUUGGUCUUGCCAAAGAUGGUCCUGAAGGUGAUAAAACCCACGUGUCCACUCGAGUCAUGGGAACCUAUGGUUACGCCGCACCUGAAUAUGUAAUGACAGGUCAUCUCACAUCAAAAAGUGACGUGUACAGUUUCGGAGUCGUACUGCUUGAGAUGUUGAGCGGCAGAAGAUCUAUGGACAAACACCGACCCAACGGCGAGCAUAACCUUGUUGAAUGGGCUCGACCACAUCUAGGAGAACGAAGAAGAUUCUACCGGUUAUUAGACCCUCGCCUUGAAGGUCACUUUUCCGUAAAAGGAGCUCAGAAAGCUGUUCAACUAGCCGCUCACUGCCUCAGUAGAGACCCAAAAGUCAGACCCUUAAUGAGUGAAGUUGUCGAAGCUUUAAAGCCUCUUCCAAACCUUAAAGACAUGGCAAGCUCUUCAUACUAUUUCCAAUCAAUGCAAGCCGAGCGGUUCAGUGCGAGUCCAAACACUAGAAGUGUACAUGCACAAGGAGCAUCGCUCGCUCGGAACGGACAACAGCGAAGGACCCUUUCGAUACCAAACGGCACUCAUGUAUCUCCUUAUCACCAUAAGUAUCCCCAACAAUCACCUAAACCUAAUGGUAAAGCAUAAUAGAGCUGGUGAAAAUUUUCCAUCUCUUUAUGUUUAUUCAGGUUGUUUGAAAAUAUUGAAACACUAUUUUACUUUAUUUAUUUUCCCAUUUUGCCCUUGGAAAUAUUAUUUCUUAAUCUCUUUAGGCUUUGCUUGUGUAUGAUUUCAAACAUUAUGGCUCCUUAAAUUAAUUAAUCACAAGCUUUUGUUUAUAGAAA
Trifolium pratense (red clover) is the source of this 1902-nucleotide messenger RNA. Its product is annotated as serine/threonine-protein kinase PBL34-like. Gene Ontology annotation, biological process: protein phosphorylation. The transcript has 8 exons. The record is from RefSeq and is a predicted model, not a curated record. The coding region runs from base 206 to 1705 and encodes 499 amino acids. Gene Ontology annotation, molecular function: protein kinase activity; ATP binding. Lineage: Eukaryota; Viridiplantae; Streptophyta; Magnoliopsida; Fabales; Fabaceae.